Molecule: messenger RNA, 2350 nt
Organism: Lemur catta (Ring-tailed lemur)
Lineage: Eukaryota; Metazoa; Chordata; Mammalia; Primates; Lemuridae
Gene: GSR
Product: glutathione-disulfide reductase
Exons: 13
Coding region: 69-1595 (508 amino acids)
Biological process (GO): glutathione metabolic process; cell redox homeostasis; cellular response to oxidative stress
Cellular component (GO): cytosol; mitochondrion
Molecular function (GO): NADP binding; glutathione-disulfide reductase (NADPH) activity; flavin adenine dinucleotide binding
Source: RefSeq, a predicted model, not a curated record
CUGCGCUGGCCCGCCGCCCGCGCCCCCCCGGCCCGGGCCCGCCCCCGCGGCGCGCCACUUCCGCGUGCAUGGCCCUGCCGCCCCGCGUCUGCAGCGCGAGCUGGUGGCGGGCGGCGCGCGCCAUCCCCGGCCUCCGGCUGCCCGCGCGCGCCCCGUCCCGCGCCAUGGCUGGCACGCAGGAGCCGCAGCCGCGGUGCCCGCCGCCCGCCGCCGCCUGCUACGACUACCUGGUGAUCGGGGGCGGCUCGGGCGGGCUGGCCAGCGCGCGCAGGGCGGCGGAGCUCGGCGCCAGGGCCGCCGUGGUGGAGAGCCACAAGCUGGGUGGCACUUGCGUGAAUGUUGGAUGUGUGCCCAAAAAGGUGAUGUGGAACACAGCUGUCCACUCUGAAUUCAUGCACGAUCACGUUGAUUACGGUUUUCAAAGCUGUGAGGGUAAAUUCAACUGGCGUGUCAUUAAGGAAAAGCGGGAUGCCUAUGUGAGCCGCCUGAACACCAUAUAUCAGAACAAUCUAACCAAGUCCAAUAUAGACUUCAUCCACGGCCACGCAGCAUUCACGAAUGAUCCCAAGCCCACGGUAGAGGUCACUGGGAAGAAAUACACCGCGCCUCACAUCCUGAUUGCCACAGGUGGUGUGCCCUCCAUUCCCCACGAGAGCCAGAUCCCUGGAGCCAGCCUUGGAAUAACCAGUGAUGGAUUUUUUCAACUGGAAGAAUUGCCUGGCCGCAGUGUCAUAGUCGGUGCAGGUUACAUUGCUGUGGAGAUAGCUGGGAUCCUAUCAGCCCUGGGUUCUAAGACCUCACUGAUGAUACGGCACGAUAAGGUACUUAGGACUUUUGAUUCCAUAAUCAGCGCCAACUGCACGGAAGAGCUGGAGAACGCCGGCGUGGAGGUGCUGAAGUUCUCCCAGGUCAAGGAGGUUAAAAAGACUUCGUCGGGCUUGGAGCUUGUCAUGGUUACUUCUGCUCCCGGUCGGAAACCCGCCGUGACCACGAUUCCGGAUGUUGACUGCCUGCUCUGGGCCAUCGGGCGGGACCCAAACUCCAGGGCUUUGAAUUUGAACAAAGUGGGGAUUCAGACCGAUGACAAAGGUCACAUCAUAGUAGAUGAAUUCCAGAAUACCAACAUAAAAGGCGUCUACGCAGUUGGGGAUGUGUGUGGAAAAGCUCUUCUCACUCCAGUUGCAAUAGCUGCUGGCCGAAAACUUGCCCAUCGACUUUUUGAAUGCAAAGAGGAUUCCAAAUUAGACUAUGACAACAUCCCAACCGUGGUCUUCAGUCACCCUCCUAUUGGCACAGUGGGACUCACGGAAGAUGAGGCCAUUCGUAAAUACGGGAAAGAAAAUGUGAAGACCUAUUCCACCACCUUUACGCCGAUGUAUCACGCGGUCACCAAAAGGAAAACAAAAUGUGUGAUGAAAAUGGUCUGUGCCAACAAAGAGGAAAAGGUGGUUGGAAUCCACAUGCAGGGAAUUGGAUGUGAUGAGAUGCUGCAGGGUUUUGCUGUCGCGGUGAAAAUGGGAGCAACGAAGGCCGACUUUGACAACACGGUCGCCAUUCACCCUACCUCUUCAGAAGAGCUGGUCACACUCCGUUAGGAAGCCAGACUUGGGUGGCUGCAGCUGGAGUCGUAGACCCUCUGAAAUGAACCAAAUACUCACGUUUACUUCCUAUUCCAGUUUUAUGUACUUCUUUAUUUUAAUAAGGAUCUUCCAAUAGUGGAAAUUUGUUGUGUCAUCCGGGAUUGAUUUUCAUUUGAUCACGUCUCACAGUAUUUUAAAAUUUUUUAUUAAUAGUUCUGUGCUAGUUUAUUUUUUCCUGUCUGCCUAGCCUCAUCCCAAGUAUAAAACUAUGUGAAGUACAAUUAGGUUAAUGUACUUGAAUGGAUAUAGCUUGCUAAUGUUUAUAGAGGAAGACAAUGGCAGCUCUUCUUCAUAUUUAAACAAUGCAAGUGCACAGAAUCUUUAUAUAUAUUUUGAAGCCAGUACUGUGCCCUGUGUAUUGCAAAGCUGCUUCAAAGAUGUGACCUUUCUCUAAAAGCACGUAACACAAGACCUGCCUCUCCUGUAUUUUAUUCUUUCUCUUGUUUUAUUAAAAAUGGUUUGUAUUAUUUUUAUAAGAUGAAGUGCAUCAAACUUGGGAACGAUUUGAGGAAGCUGGUUAAAUGUGUCAGGGACAUUUUAGAAGCGACUCCUGCUUUCAGAAGGAGGUAGAUUCAGAUAUUUCAACUGUCCCUUUCUCUGCCAGGAGUUUUACAGUUCACUGAACAAUGUCAAUAUUUGUAUGUGUUCUUGUCAUUUUAUUUUUUCUGAAAACUUCCAAAAAUUUGAAAAUAAAAUCAGUCUUUAUAAAA